AUGCAGCAGCAGGAACAUCAGCAACAGCAACAGCAACAGCAACAGCAGCAGCAGCAGCAGCAGCAACAGCAGCAGCAGCAACAGCAGCAAGAGGAGACAGUUAUAGGAUUACUUGUGUCUCUGCAGCAAACAACAAUAGAGGAAAUAAAUAAAAAAAAAAAAAAUAAUAAUUAUUAUUAUUAUUUAUAUAAUAAAAAAAAAGGAGACAAUUAUAUAAAUAUAAAUAUAAAUAAUAAUAAGGAAGAAGAAGAAGAAAAAAAAAAAGGAGAAAAAGAAGAAAAAGAAGAAAAAAAAAAAGGAGGAGGAGGAGGAGGAGACAAUUAUAUAAAUAAAAAGGAGACAGAUAAGGAGGAAGAAGAAGAAGGAGACACUUAUAGGGAGGAGACAGAUAAGGAGGAGGAAGAAAAAGAGGAGGAAGAAGAAGGAGACACAGAGGAGGAGGAGGAGGAGGAGGAGGAGGAGACAGAUAAGGAAGGAGAAGGAGGAGGAAAAGAAGAAAAAAAAGAAGAAAAAGAGACAAAUAAACAAAAAAAAGGAGACAAUAAGGAGACAAUUGACCCUCCUUAUCCUUAUAAACUACAAAGAGCAGCAAUAGAUACAGCAGCAGCAGCAGAGGAGGCUGCUGCUGCUGUUGCUGCAUUACGUGAAUGGAGACAACAGCAGCAGCAACAGUUGCUGCUCCAGCUGCAUGCACAAGAGGAACACCUGCAGCAACAGCAGCAGCAACAGCAGCAGCAGCAGCAGCAGCAGCAGCAGCAAGGAGAAGCAGCAAAGGAGACACCUGUCUCCUCCCUCUGGCAACAGUUAGAGAGUCUGUCUUAUACAGUCUUAGGGAGAAGGAGACAGCAGCAGCAGCAGCAGCAGCAGCAGCAGCAGCAGCACCAGGAAUGGCAAGUCUUCUGUGCUGCCCUACAGCAGCAGCAACAACAACAACAACAACAACAACAGCAGCAGCAACAGCAGCAGCAGCAACAGCAGCAGCAGCAACAGCAGCAGCAGCAGCAACAACAACAACAACAGCAGCUUGCUAGACUGGCUCCUGACCCCCAACUGUCUCCUUCCCCUAGCAACGUGACUUCCCCCUCUGCAGCAGCAACAGCAGCAGCAGCAGGAGCAGCAGAAGAGGAUAUAGCUGCUGCUGCUUCUGCUGCAGCAGCAACAGCAGCAGAGGUGUCUCCUUUUAGCAGCACAGAAGGGUGCAUGCAGCUACUUAAGGAUAUAUCUUUGCUGCAGCAGGAAACAGAUGCUGUCUUAGGUCUAUGCAUAGAGGAGUCCCCUACCUGGCGGGGGGCCCCCCUGGCAGGGGCCCCCCUGACGGGAGCCCCUUUGGCAGGGGCCUCCCUCAGCGAAAGGGGGGCCCCUAUAGAGACAGACGGGACCCCUUAG
This is a messenger RNA of Eimeria maxima, 1386 nucleotides long. RefSeq lists its product as hypothetical. The record is from RefSeq and is a predicted model, not a curated record. The transcript is spliced from 4 exons. Gene Ontology annotation, biological process: regulation of transcription by RNA polymerase II. Gene Ontology annotation, molecular function: transcription cis-regulatory region binding; nuclear receptor activity. Lineage: Eukaryota; Apicomplexa; Conoidasida; Eucoccidiorida; Eimeriidae. Gene Ontology annotation, cellular component: aryl hydrocarbon receptor complex; nucleus. Bases 1 to 1386 code for a protein of 461 amino acids.